Messenger RNA from Pelobates cultripes (western spadefoot toad), 1386 nucleotides. The record is from the annotation of a GenBank genome assembly. NCBI's taxonomy places the organism in Eukaryota, Metazoa, Chordata, Amphibia, Anura, Pelobatidae.
AUGUCCUCCACUACUGAGACACAGCCGUCUCCUGCUCGACCCAAGUUCUUUGGGGAUUGUUGGAGCUGCCGUAUCCUCUCUGGCAGCGGCCUGAUAGCAGCUGGGGGCUACGUGUAUCUUGCAGCCAGGAAGACGUUGAGAAUGAGUUCCCCUACAAGCAUGGGGACUGUGGCACAGAUCAUGUUCGCACUGUGUAAGGCCUGGGAGUCUGCUAGAGGGCAGAGAGGAUUAACAGAUCAGGGAUCACCAACAUGUUCUGACUGCUAUGGAUAAUACUGAAUACAACCCAAAGUUUUCCAUUGGAGCAUUGCACCAGUUUCACUAUUUGUCCUGCAUUUAAAAUUGACUGACCUUUUCUCACUUAAGUGAAUAAGGCUGGUAGUGUCACUGUAUUAAUUCAUUAUAUUGUAGCAUUGAAUUUAGAUACAUUGUAUGGUAGGGGGAGUCUAAUUGGGGAAAUAACUUGAUGAUGACAGGUUAAAGAGACACUCCACUGCCAAAAUCACUCUUUAGUAGAUAUACCCCCUAUAAGAAAAAUACAUGGUUUUUAUUGGGAAGUAUAGCUAAAACAGUUUUCAAAAGCUGCAGAUCUUCUGUUUGCUUCCUUUGAAAGCCCUUCCCUAGUCCAGAUUUUCUGUGGCUGUCCAAUCUUAAACUUUCAAUGAAAGGUCUUUGCAAGGCAGAUUCCCAGGGCAAUAGCCUGCCUCUUGAGUUUAGCUCCACUGAGAUAGACAACUAGGUAGUAACCAGAACAUUUGUCUGAUUGACAGCCAAGUCAGUGUAACAAGAUUAAUUUGUAAAAGGGGCAAUUUCUAUUGAAAUCUGCAUGUUUUAUAAAAUGAAAAGAGGAUGCACUCAUCACACACACAAAGCAUUUCAGGGGGCUGGAGUGUCCCUUUAAGGAAUACAGUGUAUGUGAUCAGAUUCGUUAACCAUAUGAAAUUCGCUAUUCUACAUAACAUUUACAGUAAGGUACACACAAUGUUGUAUAUAUUUUUCAGGUCUUUUUAAUUUUUAUCCAUUUCAAUGAAUGGGUGAGGUGGUCACUAAAAUGCACAGGGGGCUGAUGAUAUGUUUCCUGUCUCUUAGGUUUGGCUUCAUGGGGAACCAUCAUUAUUGUUGAUCCUGUUGGUAGAGCAAUACCAGUUGAAAAAGUCGAGAAGUGAAUUUCUUUGCUGAAAUCACACACCUUUUUGCUUCAUGUACAGAAUUCAAGUGGACAUUGAGUUGUAUAAAGAACAAAAGACUGACAUGAAGAGAUGUAAGAAAACUAAUAAGUGGACUAUGAUACCUGGAAAUAAUAAAGAUGAAAGACCUAAACGUAACAUGUUACCUGUUAAUGGAGAUCUGGGAACAGAACAUCAUAGUAUAGGUGUGAGCAAUUAA